This is a messenger RNA of Westerdykella ornata, 2316 nucleotides long. RefSeq lists its product as uncharacterized. The annotation marks the transcript as partial. The record is from RefSeq and is a predicted model, not a curated record. Lineage: Eukaryota; Fungi; Ascomycota; Dothideomycetes; Pleosporales; Sporormiaceae. The transcript is spliced from 2 exons. Gene Ontology annotation, cellular component: NuA4 histone acetyltransferase complex. Gene Ontology annotation, molecular function: protein binding.
GUCGUGCUGGCUCCCCUCCCACUGCUCUCUCAUCGCCCGCGUGCCCCAGACCUCGCGCACUGGUACCGGGGGAUGAAUACUACCCUCACCGCCUACACCCACCUCGAGUCGCUGCUGCUUUUUCAGUCCCUCAGCGUCUAUGGCCUAGCCAACAAUGCCUUCGGCAAGAUUUCCGAGUUGCUGAAGAAUAACCCUUCCAUUACCAGCGACCGCCGCUUCCAGAGCGGCCGCCUGAGCCCGGAUGCCUUGCGAAAUUUUUGUCUGCACCUGUUGAAAGAGGAGGAGCGCAGUGAGCAGCGCCAGGGUGACCGUGUUGAUGGUGAAGUCCAGAAUGGAGAGGUUCGGAAUGCGCGAAAGCGCAAGGCGCCCAGUCCGUCAUUCCCCACGGUCCAAGAAGCAACCCAGCAUGCCCACCUUAUUCCCAAGCUCGUCAACAAGCUGUACGCCCGCUACCGAACCGCCCUCACCAACGAGAUUCGAGAUGAGGAAGAGAGAUAUGAUAGGUUGCAGAGGGAACUGCAGUCCAUCGAGCGUGGGGAGCGUGAUGCUGAACUGCUAGAAAGAGUCAAUGGAAAGUCUCCUGUGCCGCCCAGUCCCAGGCAACCUCUCAACUCGCCUCUGCUUCAUCAGAAGCCCGUAUUCCCCAGCCCCAGCGUAAAAUUUCCUAUGCAGGGCCACGUUCCAGUUCCCACUCGUGCGACCAGUGCGACUCCUGUCCCUCCUCUUCAGCCGUCCUCAGCCGAAGGUCAAAAGUCCCCGGCGCCGUUGAAUGGAUCGAUGCACGUGGAUUCUGCGAAACAGCCAUCGGAUACGAAUCAUAGACAGGACUUCUACCCAGCUGUAUCACAGCCACGUCCUCUGCAAAUGCCGUAUCCUCAAGUCUCCACACCCAUUGCCAGACCCCAGCAGCCUGUUGUUUCAACUCCUUCCUCGACAUCUACGAUUGGACGGCAGUCACUGCCACAGCUUCAACCCCCCAGCUAUCGUCCCGUGGACGCCUUCUCAACGCCUCCAAGCGUACGGACUCCGCACAGCGACGUAAGCACACCACGGCUUUCAUUCCCUCGAUGGAAGCCGUCUACGCGGCCUAUUGCAACCCCUCUAGUGUCGCGGCCUCAAUGGGAAUCUGUGGAUGAUUCAGCACCGCAGGCAAUAAUACCUGCUAAGCCGACCCAGAGCAAGGCUAAGCCUCCAAGAAAGGAAAAAGGGAACGGAAAGGCAAAGGCAAAAGAGUCGGAGAAAGAGCCAGAGAAAGAGGAGGGGCAAGAAGAUGCGGCACAAAUUGAAGUGGCGACUCAUGACCGGGAUGUAGACCAAGUGUCGGAGAUGGAAACACGUCAAGGACGGAGCCGACGGACAGGUUUUUCCAAAUCCACUCGGCCACCCAGCCUUGCGUCUUCAAGAGCCGGCGGGUCUGUUCGCGGGCGCAGCAGAAGUCAGUCCAUCAUGUCGCACGCCGAGACACCUGCAGCGGAAAUCGAGUCGCAGGCCGGCACUCGGAUCAAGGAUGAGCGACGCCCAUCCAUCGAUGUUCACAUGGCAGAUGAAACAAUGGGCGCCCCUUCUCAGCCAGUGGUCCGUGGCAGAGGCGGCGCUUCGCCAUCCAAAGGUCGCAAACGCACAGCUCGCGAAGCUUCCAUCGCCGAGUCGGAAGAACAUGUUAGCAACGUGGAUGAGCCGUCAGGAGCAGCAACAGCAGGAGCAACAGCGAGGGUGGUCAUUGCUCCUCGCAACUUCUCACGCAUGUGCAACCCCAUCAUGAACGACAUUGCCUCUCACAAACACGCAUCGACAUUCAACACGGCCGUCAAAGCCAAGAAUGCAGAAGGCUACUACGACAUCAUCAAACGCCCCACGGAUCUCAAGUCGAUCCGGCAGGCCAUCACGGCAGGUGCAAAAGUCGUUGCCGCAGCCGCUUCGAGCAUAUCCGACACGCCCAACGCCAACGGCGGGAGCACUCCUAGCGGAAGCAGCAGCGGCUUCAUCGAGCUGCCCCUCAGCGAGGACUCGGUGCCGCCCAAGGUGAUUGUGAAUUCCGCACAGCUGGAGCAUGAGUUGAUGCGCAUGUUUGCCAAUGCCGUCAUGUUCAAUCCCGGCGAAGAGGGUGUGGUCGAGGAUGCCAGGGAGAUGUUUGAGAGCUGCCAGGAGGCGGUGUCCAACUGGAGGAGCAGUGCUGAGAGGUCGAUGAUGGCUCUCGGAGCAGGGAGUGGGGUUGCGGUCGCUGGAGAGGAGACUCCGGCAACGGGCGCCCAGACGCCUGCGGACGACAAGGAGAGGGAGGAUGGUCCGGCGGCAAGUAAGCGGAGAAAGGCCUAG